GCAUUUUCAACUCAAGCGGCCACAAGCUUCUGAUGGCCGUUUCCUGUUUCAACCUCCACUGCGCCGUCCCCAACCUCCGUCUCCUUCCUCCGCCUCCUCCUCAAUCCGAAACCCUAACCCUAACCCUAACCACAACCCGUUGCCACCACCCAUCACCUUCGCUUCCCCGCGUCACCGCCCCUCCCUUCCACGCGAGAAGGAGAGCCCUCUUCUCCUCCUCCAUUUCCCACUCCCCUUCUCCCUUCCCUCGACCCUUCGCGUCGACAGCUUCGACAAUGGAGGGUACGGCGAGAGUGGAGGACCACGAAGCCUCCUCCAUGAAGCUCCUCUUCGUGGAGAUGGGCGUCGGCUACGAUCAACAUGGACAAGAUAUCACUGUGGCGGCUAUGAGAGCUUGUAGGGAUGCGAUCUCUUCCAAUUCCAUUCCUGCGUUCCGGCGAGGGUCGAUACCGGGCGUUAAUUCAGACCAGAUGAAGCUUCAGAUCAAGUUAGGGGUUCCUCGAUCGACCCAGCAUUUGCUCGAUGCCGAGAGGGUGAAAUCCAUCUUUCCUUAUGGUAAGAUUAUUAGUUUUGAGGUCGUCGACGGAGGGAUGAUAUGCUCAAGUGGUGUAUGCCUCGAAGCAAUGGGAGAUAAAAAUGAUGAUUGCUAUAUAGUCAAUGCUGCUGUUUAUGUAGGUUAUUGAUGUUUUCAUUAGUCUCUUAUUUUUAUUUCUCAUAUGUAGAAUAAUCUCCUAUGUGGAAUGUGCUCUCUAUAUGCUUUAUAUUUGUACAUUGUUAGCUUGUAAUUGUAUUAAAGAUGUUCUCUUUUUUGAAAACAAACUUAGAAUUUUUUGUUUGGUGGCUGGAGAAUAUGUACAUCGAAACUUAGUUCAAGUGUGCGUAUUUUAAGUAAUGGAAGUCCAUGUUUGCAAA
Molecule: messenger RNA, 912 nt
Organism: Ananas comosus (pineapple)
Lineage: Eukaryota; Viridiplantae; Streptophyta; Magnoliopsida; Poales; Bromeliaceae
Exons: 4
Coding region: 33-683 (216 amino acids)
Source: RefSeq, a predicted model, not a curated record